AUGGUGUGUGAAGGUGUCCGUGGCGCCCUCAUGGUGUGUGAAGGUGUCCGUGGCGCCCUCAUGGUGUGUGAAGGUGUCCGUGGCGCCCUCAUGGUGUGUGAAGGUGUCCGUGGCGCCCUCAUGGUGUGUGAUGGUGUCCGUGGCGCCCUCAUGGUGUGUGAUGGUGUCCGUGGCGCCCUCAUGGUGUGUGAUGGUGUCCGUGGCGCCCUCAUGGUGUGUGAAGGUGUCCGUGGCGCCCUCAUGGUGUGUGAAGGUGUCCGUGGCGCCCUCAUGGUGUGUGAUGGUGUCCGUGGCGCCCUCAUGGUGUGUGAAAGUGUCCGUGGCGCCCUCAUGGUGUGUGAAGGUGUCCGUGGCGCCCUCAUGGUGUGUGAUGGUGUCCGUGGCGCCCUCAUGGUGUGUGAAGGUGUCCGUGGCGCCCUCAUGGUGUGUGAAGGUGUCCGUGGCGCCCUCAUGGUGUGUGAUGCUGCGCUUCGCGAUAGUUUUUCGGUGAAGGGAUGA
Procambarus clarkii (red swamp crayfish) is the source of this 498-nucleotide messenger RNA. NCBI's taxonomy places the organism in Eukaryota, Metazoa, Arthropoda, Malacostraca, Decapoda, Cambaridae. The record is from RefSeq and is a predicted model, not a curated record.